Lactuca virosa is the source of this 351-nucleotide messenger RNA. The record is from the annotation of a GenBank genome assembly. Lineage: Eukaryota; Viridiplantae; Streptophyta; Magnoliopsida; Asterales; Asteraceae.
AUGAAAACUAAAGAAGCUGAUACGAUCUCGUUGGAAAAUAAAAAUCUUGCUGAAAAAUUCAAGAAUAUCAAGGAAGUCAAGACUGCUUGGAAGGAUCAUGUUUCUUCGAGAUCAGGAAAUGGCAAAGUCAACAUCGUUUACGAAAAAGUUAUUGAGGAAGAUCCGAUGUUGAUUGAGUCAAAACGAAUUGCAAGACAAAAGAGGGACAAGGAACAUGAUGAACUCAAUGCCCUAAGGGAAAAGUUGGAUGGUGAAGAGGCUGAAGCCAAGAAUUCUGAAAUCAUUCUUGAGAACAAGAAAGCUUUAUUUCCGGCCUGGACUUUUGAGCUACAGGGUAUUGAUGGGGUUUGA